UCGACCUCAGCGGGUGUCGCGGCGGGACGCGGUGACGUCAGGGCGGGGACGACGGGGCGGCCGAGGAAGGUGUGGAUUUUCCUGCCACCCCCCCGUGCCACCUGCAGCAUGUACCUGUGUCGCGUGGCCCGCACCCCGCGCCUGCUCCCCGCUGGGAUCCCCUGGGGGUCGCUCCGGCGCCGCCGGCACCGAGCCGUCAUCUUUGAGGCCAGUGGCCUGCUCCUGCCAUCCCCUCACAAGGUGGCCAUGGGCUGGGAGGCCCGGAAUUGUAUUCCAGCUGGCACAUUCCAGCAGGCUGUACUCUCUGGAGGGGAAAACAGUCCCACUCGGAAGUACACCCGAGGAGAGCUGACAGCUGUGGAGUUUUUGCAGGAGUUGGGACAGCAGUGCUUUGAGAUUGCCAAUGUCUGUGUUCCAGUGGACUCAUUUAUUUCUGACUUAAUAAAAAAUGAGAUGAUAAAACAGCUCCCCAUGAUGGCAGAAGCUGUGCAGUGUAUCCGUGCAGAAGGUCUGAAGACAGCUCUCCUAAGGAACAACUUCUGUCUGCUGAAUGGAGAGAGCUUUCUGCCCCUGGAUCCAGAGCACUUUGAUGUGAUGAUUGAAUCCCAUCUGGAAGGGAUGCACAAGCCAGAUCCUGGGAUCUACCAGCUGUGCUUGGAACGCUUGGGUGUUCAGCCCCAGGAAUCCAUACUCCUCGACAACAGCAGCCAGAGCCUAAAAGCAGCAGCCCAGCUUGGCAUGAAAACCGUGCAGAUUGAUGAUCCAAAAGUAGCACUCAAAGAGCUGGAAACCUACCUGGGUUUCCCUUUGCAAGGGUUUGUUCCAUAUACUUGUUCAGUGAGACCAAGCACGGAGAUCCCAAAAGAUCGUCUGCAAAAGUACCUUGAAAAUCUUCUUGGUGACCAGGCAAGAGGCCCACUGGUGUUACGCCAGUUUGGCCACAGACCACCUACCAGGACCUAUUCCAUCAAGUUUGGAGAUCACUUGUUGGUGCUGAAGAAGGAGUCCACUGGCCACCUGUGUCACUCAGGCCUGACUGUUGGAAGGGAGUACAGGGUACUGAAGGCCCUCUCUGAGGCUGGUGUUCCUGUUCCCACUGUACUUGCUCUCUGCGAGGACCAAAGCACCCUUGGCACACCUUUCUUCCUGAUGGAGCACUGUGCUGGCCGCGUCUACAGCGACGCCUCCCUCCCCACGCUGCAGCCAGGCCAGAGAAGGGCUGCUUAUGCUGCCAUGAGCCAAGUCCUCUCCAAGAUCCACAGCAUAGACUUCAGAGCAGCCAAGCUGGAGGACCUCGGGGAGCAUGGUGAUUACAUUCAGCAGCAGGUUGAGACCUGGACAAAGCAGUACCGAGCUGUGGAAACUCACACUAUCCCAGCCAUGGAGAGACUCAUGGAGUGGCUGCCUCUGCAUUUUCCUGAGUCUCAGAAGACGACGGUUGUGCAUGGGGAUUUCAGGAUGGACAACCUGGUCUUUCAUCCAGACAGGCCAGAAGUCCUUGCUGUCCUUGGCUGGAAGCUUUCAACUCUAGGAGAUCCCAUCUCUGAUUUGGCGAAUAACUGUAUGGCCUACUUCCUGCCACCUCACUUUAGUGCUCUGAGAGGCUUGAGGAAGUGUGAUCUGGGGCGCCUGGGAGUCCCCACGGCAGAGGAGUAUUCCCAGAUGUACUGGAGCCAGAUGGGAAUGGAGCGGCCCGAGAACUGGAAUUUCUACAUGGCCUUUGCCUUCUUCCGCCUGGCUGCGGCGCUGCGGGGAUUCCAGACACGCCAUCCGGCAGAAGAACCAGCCUCAGGUGAAGGCAGCCGUGAGGAUGCAGAGUUUGUGGCAGACCUGGCUUGGGAGUUUGCCAUAAAAGAAGGAUUCCGUGUCUUUGACAGCCUCCCCACCAGGAAGCUUCUCACACGACGUUACAGCACCUGGUCCAGGUGUGGGCCAUUCAGGAGCUAUGGAACCUGGCCUUGUCCUGGGUCGGCUCCUGAGCCCAAAGUCCCUCUGGUCAGUCCCCCCACCAGCCUGAUGGGGGUGGCCCAGGGUCUUUGCUGCAAGCUGGAAAAGAUCAUGGGUGUCCAGUGGAGUUUUCUGAUUUCCCAGCCCAGAUGGAUGCCACAUCCUCUUCUAGAGCUGAAGCUCAGUGUGGCUCAGCCCGUGGCUCUGGGCUGGCUGGUGUUGCAAACAGAUCUGCUGGGAGUGGUGUUGCAGAGAGCCAGAACCAAAGCAGUGGGGCUGAUGAUGCCUGGACAGGCCAUGGAUCAAGAGCACCAGGUCUCUGGAGCAGAGCAUCUCCCCAGCACAGCCAGCCUGCUGCUCCACUCGGACCUGAGCUCCAUGUCUGGCUGAAGGUCCCACGUGGUUCACAGGCCAGUGCUCUCCAACCUGGAGCUGAGCCACCAGCUGCAGCACUGGGGAGCCUCGGAUGGGAGACUAAACAGCAGCCUGGGAGCUUCUGGAUUUCUGUGGAGUUUGUUGUUUUCUUAUAUCUGGACUCAGUGCCUUUACUGCUAGGCUCAACAGGUAUGGGGCAAAAUCCAGCCCUGGAUCAUGAGGCUGCAGGCAGUCUUGAAGAGGUCAGGAAUGACCAGGCUUGGGAUGCAGGAUUUGGCUUCGGGAAUAAAAAUAAUAGAAAAGAGUGUCUGUCAUGCUUCAGCACAUAAUCUUCAGCAGGCUGCAGACUCUAGAAGGACUCCAAUCAGUGGUGGGGUGAACUGAAUCAGGUCCUCAAAGAUUCUGGCCUUGGGGAGGUUCCGAAGCUGAGGCAGUGCCUGGCCCCUGGAACUGGGAGGAACUGGGAGAACUCCAUGGUCCCAUGACUGCAGUGGAUCUCUCUGGGUUUCUUUGGGGAUCAGGCAGGAUGCAGACUGGAUCAAUAGGGGCCUUCAGUGCUUCACAGAGGCCAGGAGCAAGGAGAGAACUGUAGGAGCAAUUGUGGGAACAAUUCCUGGGCUUUUUAUGUAUGGUCUGGUAUUAAUAUUAAAGUAAUGGGCACAUUUAUUUUAA
Molecule: messenger RNA, 2994 nt
Organism: Apus apus (common swift)
Lineage: Eukaryota; Metazoa; Chordata; Aves; Apodiformes; Apodidae
Gene: ACAD10
Product: acyl-CoA dehydrogenase family member 10
Source: RefSeq, a predicted model, not a curated record